Falco peregrinus (peregrine falcon) is the source of this 1688-nucleotide messenger RNA. RefSeq names its product exosome component 2 (gene EXOSC2). Gene Ontology annotation, cellular component: cytoplasmic exosome (RNase complex); nuclear exosome (RNase complex). Gene Ontology annotation, molecular function: RNA binding. Bases 44 to 946 code for a protein of 300 amino acids. The transcript has 9 exons. Lineage: Eukaryota; Metazoa; Chordata; Aves; Falconiformes; Falconidae. The record is from RefSeq and is a predicted model, not a curated record. Gene Ontology annotation, biological process: TRAMP-dependent tRNA surveillance pathway; exonucleolytic trimming to generate mature 3'-end of 5.8S rRNA from tricistronic rRNA transcript (SSU-rRNA, 5.8S rRNA, LSU-rRNA); nuclear polyadenylation-dependent rRNA catabolic process.
GUGUGCGGAUGGGGGCGCCGGCGCCGCGCCGCCCGCACUCAAGAUGGCCGCCAUCACCAUGCGGCUGCCGGUGGUCCGGCGGGCGGUGGGGCCGACCGCGCCUCGGGGCGGCGAGAAGCACCUGGUGGCACCGGGGGACACGAUCACCACGGACACGGGCUACAUGAGGGGCCACGGCACCUACGUGGAGGAGGAGAAGCUCAUCGCCUCGGUGGCCGGCGCCGUGGAGCGUGUCAACAAGCUGGUGUGCGUCAGGGCGCUGAAGGCCCGGUACAACGGCGAAGUCGGCGACAUCGUGGUCGGGAGGAUUACGGAGGUUCAGCAGAAGCGGUGGAAGGUGGAAACGAAUUCCAGGCUAGAUUCGGUCCUGCUGCUGUCGUCUGUGAAUUUGCCUGGCGGGGAACUGAGGAGGAGAUCAGCAGAAGAUGAGCUUGCGAUGAGGGACUACCUGCAGGAAGGGGACCUCAUCAGUGCAGAGGUCCAGUCUGUAUUUUCUGAUGGCGCUGUAUCACUGCACACCCGCAGUCUGAAAUAUGGGAAGUCAUGGUCUCCUCUUCAGCUUGCCCAGGGUGUGCUCGUUCAGGUCUCACCCUCCCUUGUGAAACGCCAGAAGACUCACUUCCAUGACUUGCCCUGUGGUGCAUCUGUGAUCCUUGGCAACAAUGGUUUCAUCUGGAUCCACCCAACGCUGGAGCAUAAAGAUGAGGAGGCAGGGGGCUUCACCACCAACUUGGAGCCAGUUCCCUUGUCUGACCGGGAGGUGAUCUCAAGGCUCCGAAACUGCAUCGUGGCUCUAGUUAAUCAGAAACUGAUGCUCUUUGACACCAGCAUCCUGUAUUGCUAUGAAGCAUCCCUUCCUCAUCAGAUCAAGGACAUUCUCAAACCAGAGGUGGAGGAGGAGAUCGUUCUGGAAACCCGACAGAGGCUGCUGGAUCUGGAGGGAUAGGGCACCUGGCCAGAAGCAGUCAUUUGAAGUCUCAACAUGGCAGCUCUUGAUUCUCAGUAUUUUUUUUUUCCAGUGUUCUAGUCCCCAACAUUCAUUCCACACUUCAGAAACCAUGAAGAUUCCUCAUUUAACUCCUAGGAUACCUCCUGAGCCCUUUUCGUACAAUAGUACUUAAGUACAAUAGGCUUUUAGUGCAGCAGCCUGAAAAAUUGAUAUCUGACCUUUAUGAAGAUGCAGCUGCAACUGGGACAUACCUGAUAGCACUCGUUGCUGUGUCUUGUGCCCCUGAACUUCAUGCAGAAUGAUAGAGAGGAAGGAACAUGCUUUGUUAUGUUUCUCUCUUCCGCCCCGCCCCCGCCCCCCCCCCCCCCCCAAAGGCUCUCUAAAUGGGUUUGAUUUCCCUUUACCAUGAUACAGAUCUGUCACUGUCCUCUCACGGAGAGCUCGUUUUUAAGACUGCAGAUCACAGGUAUGAGUCUUUAGAGAACAGGAGUACCCACACCCUUGGCUAACCAUGUUUUGGGUCAGGCUGUUUGUGGCUUAAUGUCUCAAGGGUAUGAGAUGGUGUGUGGCAUGAUGUGGCUGUCCACAUGUGCCGGGAGCCAUGGGCAAGCAGUGUCUUACUAGUCUGUGCAUCCUGCUGGUAGCUUUUUUUAUGCCUGAUGUGGUGAGCUCUUCCUCUGAGGAGGCUCCAAUAUUUUAUAUGAAAUACUGUACAUUUCAAUAAAUUUUUUGAAAGAGA